Messenger RNA from Penicillium griseofulvum, 720 nucleotides. Its product is annotated as GNAT family N-acetyltransferase. The coding region runs from base 1 to 720 and encodes 239 amino acids. Gene Ontology annotation, molecular function: protein-N-terminal-alanine acetyltransferase activity; protein N-terminal-serine acetyltransferase activity. The record is from RefSeq and is a predicted model, not a curated record. The transcript has a single exon. Lineage: Eukaryota; Fungi; Ascomycota; Eurotiomycetes; Eurotiales; Aspergillaceae.
AUGGCCUCAGUAUCUGUCUUCCCCUUCCACGUGGGAGAGACUUCCAAUGAACGUGUCAAGCUCAUCCCCUUCAAUCCAGAGCAACACUGUGAAACUUUCUUCCGUCUAUCAACGCCCGAGGUAUACACACACAUGCCAAUGACCUCCCCGGCUUCAGCAGCCGAAUUCAAAUCCCUAUUCUACAGUAAUUCCACAAGCCACAUUCUGUCCUUCUCCAACCCAGAGUCAUUCGCCUUUGCGAUUAUAGACAAGACACGACCUCCAUCACCGGAAGAUCCAGAAGGUGAACUAGCUGGUACUGUGAGCUUUAUUCGCACGUCGCCGGUAAACCUGUGCACAGAGAUUGGAUUUAUUGUCAUCCUGCCUCCGUACCAGCGAACCCAUGUGGCAACUAAUGCCGCUGGACUUGCUUUACAGCUUGCCUUUGAGUCUACGGAGAACGGAGGGCUUGGAUUACGCAGGGUACAUUGGAUGGCUAGCACGAUGAACCCUGCUAGUUCUAGACUUGCGCAAAGGAUGGGAUUUGAGAAGGUUGGGAUCAUACCUUGGCAUAUGCGGUUUGUGAAAGGCAAGAUAAAUGGGAAAGUCGGAAAUGGCAGGGAGCCGCCACCUGGGAGUGAUCCUGAGGAUUUGUGGAGAGAUACUGUGAUUCAUACACUGGCAUGGGAUCAGUGGGAAAAUGGCAUGAGAGAAAGAGCAGCGCAGGCAAUGGAGAGAUGA